Messenger RNA from Danaus chrysippus (African queen), 765 nucleotides. Lineage: Eukaryota; Metazoa; Arthropoda; Insecta; Lepidoptera; Nymphalidae. The record is from the annotation of a GenBank genome assembly.
AUGCAGAACGAGUGGUUAGACAUAGGAGAUUUUUGCAUCCCAUUAGCAUUAAAAUGGCGCACUUUAAUUUAUGAUUGGUCGCCAGAAUUGCUAAAAUUCUAUCUCAAUGCGUUCCUGAUGACUCUCCCAGAUCAGAGUAAUUUAGUAAGAUGGGGUAAAAGUACCGAAAAAACUUGCUACAUCUGUGGAAAGGCAGUUGGAACUGUUAAGCAUCUGCUGGUGGGAUGUAAGGUACUCCUGGACAGCGGUCAAUACUCGCGUCGUCACGAUAGGGUUCUAGAAGUUAUACGUGAAGCGGUUAGUCUUUCGGUAGCCAGAGCGCAAAAGGAAAUAACCACAAACGAACGAUCAGUAGGUUUUGUGAGAGAAGACACUAGGGCUACAAAAUCAAACGUCAAGCCUUACUCCAUCCUUAAAGCGGCGUCGGAUUGGACUAUAAUGAUGGACACGUAUGAAAAACAAUAUAAAAUCCCUGAGAAUAUUUGUGCGUCGGCCUCCAGACCGGAUAUAUUUUUGUUUUCACGAAUUUUAAAGCUCGUAGUGAUGAUAGAGCUUACAGUCCCUUGGGAAACCAAUAUCCCCAAAGACAAUACCAUCAAGGUCAACAAAUAUUACGAGCUCACAAACGAACUCACUCGAAAUAGGUUUGUAGUAGAUUUGUACGCGGUAGAGGUGGGAGCGAGAGGUAUAACAGCGAAAUCUCUCUAUAACCUACUAAAGGACUUGGGCUUGUCCAGAACUCACAUUAAUGCAUUCUUGGAAUAA